GGGGCGGAUGUUUUGCAGAUCUAAUAACCAGCAGGGAGCGUCAGUGCGGAAGUAGAGGUUUACGCUUUCUCCGCUGCUGUUUUUCGUUUAUUUACGUUGGAAAUAAAGUGAAAUUGAAGAUGUGUAACGGCUGCGUGCACAAAGAAUACCCGGACAGGGGGAACACCUGUCUGGAGAACGGCUCCUACCUGAUGAACUACCUGUGCUGUGCCAGCUGCCACCAGAGGGACUUUGUGCUGAUCAGUAAUAAAGCCACAGAGGACGAGGACGGAGAGGAGAUCGUCACAUAUGACCAUGUUUGUAAAAACUGCGAUCACGUCAUCGCCCGACACGAAUAUACUUUCUCUGUCGUUGAUGAAUAUCAGGAGUACACUAUGCUGUGCAUGCUGUGUGGAAAGGCAGAGGACUCCAUCAGUGUGUUGCCAGAUGACCCCCGACAGUCCGCUCCGCUCUUCUAGAACCAAACCUGCAGCUCGUCGCUUCCUUUUUAGAUCCACUAACACCGCCGUGGACUCGCUGCCGGCUCCUUGCUUCAGGGUUCCAAGUAUUUUAUCAUGCCAUUCAAAGUUUAAUGCAUGUUCGUUACAUAAUAUUUAGAAACUGCUGUAUUCUUAUAGCGUUAGAACAGGAAAUACAGCUUUUUAUGACAAACAAAUAUUCUGUAUGUUAAGUGAUUAUAAAUUGUAAAUAAACUUUUUAUUCAGCCA
Hippoglossus stenolepis (Pacific halibut) is the source of this 707-nucleotide messenger RNA. RefSeq names its product churchill domain containing 1 (gene churc1). The transcript is spliced from 4 exons. The record is from RefSeq and is a predicted model, not a curated record. Gene Ontology annotation, molecular function: zinc ion binding. Gene Ontology annotation, biological process: positive regulation of DNA-templated transcription; multicellular organism development; fibroblast growth factor receptor signaling pathway. The coding region runs from base 120 to 458 and encodes 112 amino acids. NCBI's taxonomy places the organism in Eukaryota, Metazoa, Chordata, Actinopteri, Pleuronectiformes, Pleuronectidae.